UCGAGCUCAACAGCGCAGCGGCCGCUGUUGCUUUUCACCCGUGAGAAAAAUGUUAUCCUCUACUCGGCGUCGCGGCUGGAGCCGCUAAAAAUCCGCCCACCAACAACACGACGGCCGGACAUUUGCACAGACCGGGGGGAAAACGGGUUGUUUGAGCCAUGAUCUGAGGAUUUAAACAUUUUCUCUGUGGACUUGGACUUCCAGCCCUUCCAGCCCCAUACAUGCUACACCCACACACAUCUACCAUGUCUCAAUCUGAAUCUUGUACAGAUGUGUGGGACUGGUUGUGUGUACUUCGUCUGGAGCAGUACUCUGAGGCAUUUCGGAAUGCUGGGCUGGCAACAUUACGGCAAUGUCACAACCUCACGCCAGAUCACCUGGAGUGUAUGGGCAUCACCCUUCCGGGUCACCAGAGACGCAUCCUGGCUAGCCUGAACAAAACACACGGUAAUCGGGACACACAAUCUGACAUACACUCUCAUCCCCUAGUGUCUGAGAGGGAUCAGCAUUCAGAGGAAACGGAAGAGAGACCUGGGCCUUUCUCAGAGGAUGAAGAAACUAUGCUUAAGCAAAUGGAGAAAGGAGAUGGAGAGAUCUCGAGAACUACACUCAGAGAAAGAGAGAAACCAGUCCCCAAGGAGAGACAAGUAUCCAGGAUGAGAGAUGAAAAUGAACAAGGACAGAAGAAGCCAGUUCCUGAACAAAAACAAACGGCAACUAGAGAAAGCAAAGAGGAAGAGGGGGAUGGAGGAAAAGAUGGAGAGAGGGAGAAGCCUGUGCCUAAAGAGAGGACUAAGUUCCGGCCUCUUGCUCCAGUGGACUCUCCCCCCGGCCCCCGAGUCUCUCCAACUUAUGACACCUCUUUACCCCCUGUCCCCCCACGUAGCACCCCCAACUGCCCUCCACAGCGCUUUACCUCUGCCCUGAGCCCCUCACCUCCUGGUCAAACCCCGGGCUCCCCUAAACUGGAUAGACAUGACGUUAAAGCCGAGUCCCAGAGUUUCACCCCCACCAGCACCCCUACCCAUACCGCCACACAAACUCGACCACAGACACUGGCCAUUCAGCCAUCUGCCCAACAUCGGGUUGUUGAUGGAGGAAGCAAAAGUUCACCCGUCUCCCCUGGUGCUGCCCUCAGUGACGACAGAAAUGCUCCACCUCUCCCUCCAAAAGUAGGGGGAGGACCUAAAGGCCCUCCACCAAUCCCACAGAGGUUUCCUGCACACUCCCCCACAGCUCACAGCUCCUCUCCCACCAAGUCGGCCACUGAUGAGAUGCAGAAAGAACAAACGCCUCAGGUCCCCCCUCGGAUCAGGAUACCCCAAACCCAAGAUAACACAAAACAGUUAACUCAACCUGACACUCAGCCAGCUCUGCCUGCCAGGAGGCUCUCCCGACUUCCCCAUGAGUUCAUGAAGACUUCACCAGAUGAUAAUUCUGAUGAAUACGAGGAUCUAGACCUGAUUAACUCCACUGUUCAUCGCGUGAACACACCGGACAGGGAAAUGUCCCUGCAAGUGCCUGUUCAGCCAAAGAGGCGGUUCAAUUCUUUGUGCAGUGACGACGGGCUGUUGGAUGAGGAUGAUGGGACCCUGUGGCAGGAUAGAGGCCUCAGUAACUUGCAAGGCAGCGUCUACCUGCCAGACACAGGCGGACUGGCUUCAGCCACUAAAGAAGACAGCUCUCAGCUGGCUGCUGUCAUCAAGAUGGGCUGGCUGGACAAGAAUCCACCUCAGGGGGCACUCUAUUACCAGAGACGAUGGGUAAAGCUUGAUGUUGACUACCUGAGAUACUUUGAAAAUGACAAGGACAUUUAUUCCAAGGGGAUCAUCUCAACAGCCUUCAUCACUAAUGUUACCGGUGUGGGAGAGCUUAAGUUUGAGGUCGCCACGAACAACCGAACAUUUAUCUUCAGGGCUGAAAGUGAAGCUGAGAGAAACAACUGGGUGACUGUACUGCAGGACUGCACCAGGGGGCGCCAUCGGCACAGCACCGUGGGCCCUGGUUCACCUGUGACCCCGGACUACCAGGGCUAUUUGGAGCUCAAAGGGUUACGCUCGAAACUUUAUACUGUUGUCGCCUCAGAUAAGGUCUUCCUCUACAAAAACAUAGAUGAUUAUCGCAUUGGAGUUGGCAUCACAUCCAUUGAGAUGAAUGUAGGAAAUGUUAAAGACUCAGACCGUCGUAACUUUGAUCUGACGACACCAUACCGUAUAUUCAGUUUCAUAGCAGAGUCAGAGCAGCUGAGAGAGCAGUGGGUGGAUGUCAUGCGGAAUGCCAUAGGUGAGGCAUUGUCCAAUAGCGAGGUGGCAGACCGGAUCUGGGCGGAGCCUAGCAACAGUUUCUGCGCUGACUGUGGGGCCCCCAAGCCGGAAUGGGCAUCCAUCAACUUGUGCGUGGUCCUCUGCAAACGAUGCGCAGGAGAGCACAGAGGACUGGGUCCUAGCAUUUCAAAGGUUCGUAGUCUAAAGAUGGACAGGAAAGUCUGGACAGAGGAGCUUAUUCAGGUGUUCCUACUGCUAGGCAACGAGCGCGUAAAUAGUUUCUGGGCAGCCAACGUCCCGCCAAGUGAGGCUUUGACACCCUCUAGCUGCAGUGACGAGAGACGGCGCUUCAUCACCAACAAAUACCGCCAGGGAAAAUACCGGAAGUACCACCCGCUGUACGGAAACCAGAAAGAGCUCAAUAAUGCCCUGUGUAUAAAUGUGCAGUGCAGCGAUGUGCUCGAGACAUUGAGCCUGAUCUUCUGCGGGGCAGAUGUAAAUUGUAUAACUGACAUGGCAAGUUGGCCCUCCCCUCUCUCCCUGGCCAGCGCACACUCACAACCCUUACAGGCAGAGUUGAUUAGCCACAACCUCAACACAGAGCUGCCACAAUCAGAGGUGGGAGGGGCCAUGCAGGCGAUACAUUACUCAGCACCAACUUGUGUGUCUCACAAUGGCUUCUUGUUCAAAACCGCAUCCAUGGCUCGAGCUGUGAAUGAGCGAAAGGCCAGAGAGGAGUUCAGUCGUCGUUGGUGCACGUUGAAUGAUGGCACCUUCAGCUAUUAUGAGAGCGACAAGAACUCAAAUCCUAACGGAACUCUGAAGGCGUCAGAGAUCGUUUGUUUGACUGUCGAUGUGACUGAAAAACAUGGGUAUGACAAUACGUUUGAACUCUACUCUGAGUCAGAGCGUCUCUAUCUGUUUGGCACUGAUGAUCCGGACAGCCACAAAGAAUGGGUUAAGUCUAUUGCCAAGAGCUUUAUCCCGGCCUCUGCAGAGCCUUUGCUGAGGCUGAGUUUUGAGCGGAUUGGGCGGUUGAAGUGUAAGGACGGUUUGAACCUACAAAUGUCUAAGGUUGGUUGGUUUGCCCUGGUGGGCUCCACACUUCACGCCUACCUGGAGGACGGCCAGGGGGAGGAGAUCCACCUGCGUAAACUGAAUGAGCUCUCCAUCCAACAAGACAACGAAGUGCUUGUGCUCGUGGAGAGAGGCAGAACUCUGUACAUAGAGGGCGAGAGGAAGUUGGAUUUUGCCGGCUGGUGUGCAGCCAUCCAAACGGCAGCAGGGAGUGGAGGAGACACACUGAGCCAGCAGCAGCUCACAGAGACGGACAUACCUGUCAUCGUUCACAUCUGCAUCGGCUACAUCACACAGUGCGGCUUGACAUCUGAGGGGAUCUAUCGUAAGAGCGGUGUGAACUCGCGCGUGGCAGCGCUGUGCGAGAGAUUUCGACGGGAUGCUCGCAGUCUCCGUCUGAGGGAAGGCGAGCACCAGGUGGACGAUGUCUCCAAUGUACUCAAGCGCUUCUUCAGGGAGCUGGAAGAAGGACUGUUCACAUCAGAGGAUUCGAGCACCUGGCUCAGUACAGCGGCCAUUCAGGAUGAAAGUAUGAAAAUCUCCCAGUACCAGCUGCUAUUCAACAGACUGCCUCUUGUCAACAAGGCUACACUACAAGCCCUCAUCAACCACCUCUAUUGCGUGCAACGUUUUUCUGAGCUGAACCAAAUGAACCUCCAUAACCUGGCCAUAGUGUUCGGUCCCACACUGUUCCAGACAGACGGGAAGGACUUCACUGCUGGCCGCGCCAUUGAGGACCUCAUACAGCACUACACACUCAUCUUUGAGGUGGAAGAGCAGCAGCUAAAGAAGCAGCUAGAAGAGAUCACAGUUAUCAUCCAAGUGCGGGAGAAACUAAACACAAAGUUCCCUAGCACUGAGCCUGGAGGGCAUUUCAUCUGCACAGUGUACCUGGAGGAGAAGAAGAACACAGCAGAGCAACAUGUGAAGAUCCCUGGUGCUAUGACAGCAGCAGAGCUGACAUGUGAGGUUCUUGACCGGCGCAACAUACCUGUUCAAGACAAAGAGUAUUGGAGCUGCUGGGAGGUCAGCAACAAGGAGGAAAUGGAGCGGCCGCUGCACUAUCAGGAGCGAGUCUUACCCAUUCUCCACUCCUUUGGCACUGACUCCCAUCUGCUCAUCAAGAAGCACCUUGAGAUGGAAACGAUGAUCGUCUACCUGACCAGUAAAGUAGAUCCAUCCAAACAUGGGAUGAUGAAAUUCAGAGAGGAGCGAAGCAUCCUGGGAUUGGGACUGACUUCUGGAAGUUUCCAUGACCGAUAUUUCAUCCUCAACUCCAGCUCGCUCAGAAUGUACAAGGAAGUUAGAAGUAACCGUCCAGAACGUGACUGGCCAGUGAUUACUCUCAAGGUUUACCUAGGUAUCAAGAAGAAACUCCGUCCUCCCACUUGUUGGGGGCUGACAGUGGUGUAUGAGAGUAAGAAACAAGAGCGGCCAGAGAAACAGCAGUGGUAUCUCUGCUGUGACACCCAGUCAGAAAUGAGGGAGUGGUUCGCUACUUUUCUCAGUAUUCAGUACGACGGCGACGUUUGGCCUCAGGACGGACUCCAGCAGACACGUGUGAGCCGCGUGUUGCCAGAUACGCGUCAUGGUAACGUGUCACUGAUACCGCUGCGUGGCAGUGAGAAUGAGAUGCGGAACAGCGUAGCAGCUUUCAGCCAAGACCCGCUUGCUCUCUUUAGGGAUGUUCGGUAAUCUUUGCUGCAAGACAGGGCAGAUGGUUGGCCUCAUCAGAUGAUCUCUAAACAUCCCAAUCACAUCAUCGCUCUGUGACGGACUUUCACACUGUAUCUGGAAUACGGCCUUGGACCUGCUGUCGGCUCCGCUGCCUAUGAAACGGGCCAAAAAUCUAUACGGACAACAGGAUCAUGUGUAAAACAUAACCUACACUGGUUUUCCCUGCACAAGAGAAUUUAACUUGAUGUACAGCAGAAGAAUUUAAAUGAAAGACGGACAGUUUGACGCACAACAAUCACACUGAAGAUUUUCAUAAUUCAGUUCCAGCUCAAUGCGGAGUGAAUCUGCUCUCAAUGUUGCACUGUUUCCAUUGGUCAGUGGCAAACAACCACUGAAUUGUGUCAUGUGGACAGAAGCAUGAAAGACACGCUGAGUAAAAACCUUUUUUUAAUAGAAAAUACAAAUUGAAAUGCAGUUGUAGCUGAAUCAGAUUUCUAAUUCUGUGAUGGUUUUUUUUAGCUUUCACUCUGUACUCUUGCUCGACAAAUUGUUUGAAUAACCCUGCAAUUUAAAAAAACUGAAGAAUUACCAUUAUGAGUAAAGCUGAUUUUGGUAAAUCUCCAUGGAGACGGGGCCUGAGAGAAAGCUGAGAAGUAAAAAAUGUGACAGAUCAUUGUCUGACAUACCGCUGGACAUUUGCCUGCAUGGUGCAAAGGCCUUGGUCAGAGUUACAUAGAUGUACAUGUGUGCCAGCGUGUAUACACUCUGGGGAGUGAGGAAAGGAGAGACGUGCUAAAAUAAAAAAAUAAAACAUGACUUUCUUUUUAAAUGAUUAAAAAAAGAAAGUCACAUAUUUCAUUUGAAUAUGAAAUAGAAUAGGGGAAGUCUCCUUGGCUUUAUUGUUGUCCCUUAUUCUGUAUUCAAAUAAAUUCAGUGCACCUUAUGUAGGUCACAUUUCAAAGCAUAUUUUCUUAUUAAAGCUAUGGUUUUUUUUUGGCCAGAUCAGUAGUUUGUGUCUGUCCCAGUGCUUCCUGUCUGUACGUCCUUUUCAGUAGCGAUGCUUGGCGGCAGUAUUUAUGAAGGGUUAGAUUAUGAAUUACUCACUUUGGAAUUAGAUAGGUGUAUUUUUGCAACAGUAUAUUUUUUAUAGAUUGUUUAUCAAAUGACAAAACAGGGGGCACAGAGGUUCCACUGAAAUGUCUGUAAGCACAAUAAAAUCCAGUCCAUUCUCAUCUUCAUAGCAUUCUUUGUACUUGGAUCCAAACAUACUUCGUCUAAUAGAUUAACUUGUCCACUGUUGCUUUACCAGAUGCUUUUGAACAUUGGCCCCUCACUACCUUAUUGUGUCAUUUGCCAAUUGUAGGGUUUUUUUUUCUUCUUGUAAAGACCUUUUAUUUAUUUGGACAGCAGAGGACAGCGGAUGCUGUACUGCAAAAUGUGUUUGCUCUACGUGUAUCGGUGAGGCAUCUCGAACGUUCAUUUUGAAACGGCUUAAUUGCAGUGCUGGUGAAAAUGUGUAUAUACAGUACAGUGUAUUUGUGUAUAAGACGGUGUUUACGUGUUAUUAUGUGCGCUCCAGCUCGGACCUCAGCAGGAAUGUGUCUGUACAGUAACAUAAUGUUGGUGCCUAUGGAAAAGUAUCAUCCCACCAUUUUUUUUUUUAUUGUUUUAUAACACUGAUGCACUAUAUACAGAGACUUUUGUGACAAUAAUCAUCGGGGAUGUGUCAUGGAUUUUAGAACAAUAGUCAACUUCCCAUCUUGUUCUACUUUGUUUCUUUGGUCACCGAGAGGUUCUGGAAGAUAUUUAAGGUUUUUGUUUACAACCAUGAAGUGAAUAACCAGUGCAGCCGUUGUACGCGUGUUGUUUCCCAUCAUGCAGUCUCUGUAGGCCGCCUUUACAAGUGCCAGUUGUUAUCACUUGACAAAUUAGCCCCUUUGCCAUUUAUGUGAUGGAUCUCACUGCACCUUUAAGGGUAAUUUUGAUAUUUUUUGAUCUGUUCUGCCGAACCACUGGUUUUUAUUGAAAGUGACUUCGUCUUCAUUGUUUUAUUUGGAAAUUUAGUUUGUAGAGAUCUUUUUAUUAUGAUGAUCUGAAACAUCCUUAUUACGUGACAGUGUUUUAAAACAAUAAGGUAUAAAGGUCCUAUGAAUACUUUACAUAUGCAGUGUAUAUUCUCAGUCUCUGUCUCUUCUAAUUCUGUUACUCUGCAUUUUAGUGAUUUUGCAUCUAUUAAACUAAUAAACACAUUCAACUAGUUA
This is a messenger RNA of Scophthalmus maximus (turbot), 7279 nucleotides long. RefSeq names its product arf-GAP with Rho-GAP domain, ANK repeat and PH domain-containing protein 1. Gene Ontology annotation, biological process: signal transduction; positive regulation of GTPase activity. The transcript is spliced from 34 exons. The coding region runs from base 222 to 5036 and encodes 1604 amino acids. Gene Ontology annotation, molecular function: protein binding; phosphatidylinositol-3,4,5-trisphosphate binding; GTPase activator activity. The record is from RefSeq and is a predicted model, not a curated record. NCBI's taxonomy places the organism in Eukaryota, Metazoa, Chordata, Actinopteri, Pleuronectiformes, Scophthalmidae.